CACAAAGACAGCCUGAACAUUCUUUGCCCUUAUAUGGCUAAAUCCCUGCUGUGGGCCGGCUCUGUUUGGGAGAACAGAGACCUCUGAUUGGCUGAGAGUAAAAUGGGAGGGGCGCAUUACUCGAUCUGAUGCUCUGAAGAAACUUUUGUGUCCCGUAAGUCUAACUGUCUCACUCUCCAGCACAAAAAACACCGUCCAGUGGACAGCACAAUCCAUUAUCUGUAGCAAAGACCUGAAUCACCAUCAACAUGUCCAGCAAGCGAGCGAAGGGGAAAACCACUAAGAAGAGGCCACAGAGAGCCACUUCAAAUGUGUUUGCCAUGUUUGACCAGUCACAGAUCCAAGAGUUCAAAGAGGCCUUCAACAUGAUUGACCAGAACCGAGACGGAUUCAUCGAUAAAGAGGAUCUGCAUGACAUGCUGGCCUCUUUGGGUAAGAACCCGUCUGAUGAUUACCUGGAGGGAAUGAUGAGUGAAGCACCAGGUCCCAUCAACUUCACCAUGUUUCUCACCAUGUUUGGAGAACGGCUCAAUGGAACCGACCCGGAGGACGUGAUAAGGAACGCUUUCGCCUGCUUUGAUGAGGAAGGAUCUGGUUUCAUUCAUGAAGACCACCUGCGAGAGCUGCUGACCACUAUGGGAGAUCGUUUCACAGAUGAAGAGGUGGACGAGCUUUUCAGAGAGGCUCCCAUUGACAAAAAGGGAAACUUUAACUAUGGCGAGUUCACUCGGAUUCUCAAACAUGGGGCCAAGGACAAAGACGACAUGUAGACGAUCAGAGCGCAUCAGCCACAGCUGGACAGCACAUUACAAACACAUACAUGAGAAACAUCCACUGGUGAAAAACAGCAUUUCAUGCGACAAAUAUUUGGUGAUCUAUAAAAUAAGUAAUUCUAUCUCUAAAUGUAUUCAGUACGAUCAGAUUACAUUGCAAACCAUCUACAAUGUAUAUUUUGCAUUUUUAUGGGGGACUUAAGAAAUAUCUACAGUAUGUUUGAGUAGGUUGAAGCAGCUGUGGCUCGAUCUGUGCAACUCAGAAAUUAAACUAUUACAUUGGAGAUGCCAUAAACCUGUUUAGAUGUAGUGCAAAUUUAUUUUUGUGUGUGCAUUUAUAAGGAUUCUCAGCAUCUCCUUUUUAUUGAUCGAGAUUAACCAAUAUCAGAGUAUUUUUAAGGCAAGACACUACUGGCAAAACCAUUGGGUUCAGUAGUCAGAGCACUGAUCAGGGAGUUGGCCAUUUUAAUUACAUUUCAUUCCUAAAAACAUGGUGACAGUUCAUAUUUUCUGGUUGUUGACACUAUUUUUUGAUUAAUGGAGUAAUAAAAAGAGAAACCCAAAAUCCCCUCGUCAACAAAAUCAAGAAUUUUGAACCUGGCUUUAUCCAGUGUUCUGUUCUGGAAAUGUAUGCAAAUUAGCAAAUAUUUAAAUUAGACCAUGCAUAUUUAAACAUAACAUUUUAAUACAAAAAUGGUCUUAAGUUUACUGUGAUUACUCAACUGGGGAAAGUAUGGCUAUAUUAUACACACACAUAUACAUACACACACAAGUUAACAAUUUUACCCUAUAUUCACAUAUUCACAUGUAGUGACUUGCCUUAUACAUUUUGAAGUGAGAUGGAUAUACAAAAAGAUAAACAUCUGAAUAUGAAAUAUCGGUCAUCUCCUUUCAAAGCUGUAUAUUAUCCAGGAAAAAAAAAAAAAAAAAAAAGAAAAAAAAAAAAUAUAUAUUGUGCCUCAGACUUUGGGAUGUGUAGAAUUUUCAGUGGUACUGCAACUUAUAUUUCCCCAUCAAACCUGUGAAUAUCUGGCUUAUAAAAUGUGUGAUUACAUGUGGCAGCUCUCAGACAUGAAGUCAUCCACCAUACAAACAUGACGUAUUUUAUACUGAAAUAAAGAUGGUCUCAUACUACA
Ctenopharyngodon idella (grass carp) is the source of this 1909-nucleotide messenger RNA. RefSeq names its product myosin, light chain 9b, regulatory (gene myl9b). Gene Ontology annotation, cellular component: stress fiber; myofibril; cytoplasm. Gene Ontology annotation, molecular function: calcium ion binding. The record is from RefSeq and is a predicted model, not a curated record. Gene Ontology annotation, biological process: platelet aggregation; myofibril assembly. The transcript has 4 exons. NCBI's taxonomy places the organism in Eukaryota, Metazoa, Chordata, Actinopteri, Cypriniformes, Xenocyprididae. Bases 249 to 770 code for a protein of 173 amino acids.